AUGGACCCCGAGCCUACUCUCCCUCUCGAGCGCUCCGUCUCGCAGCAUAGCGCAACGUCCAUGAGAAGCGGACGCUCACAUACCGUACGAGCCAAACGAUCAAAACUCAACUCCCAGCCCUCGAGCUCCGCGAGCUCCAUUGCCGCCUCCGAAGACAAGUCGCUGACGAGUUUCCCCUCCUUCUCCCCCGACUCACCAAGGGGCGAACACGCCUUUCCUCCGCCGCCACUGACACCUGAACCCGAAGCCCCUCCCACCGUACGCAAGAUCUCCGAUACCAGGCCCGGUCCCAUCUCUCUGCUGGGGAAUCUAACUGGCUCCUCUGCCGAACAAGCAGCUCGCGAUGCGCUACAUGGCGCCGUUGCGCUUGUCAGGCAGGUUGCGACCGACCUGGCACAGCGCGAUGCCCAAAUCGCCCAGCUGAGGAGGAAGGCCGACGAAAGGGAGAGGGCUUUGCGCAAGAUUAUACUGGAAUGCGGCUUAUCUAACCUAGACCUCGAGAAGAGAUUAAGAACUAUCGAAAUCGAGGUCAAGACCGAACGCCCCGGCAAUCGCCGCAACGAGAGCGGGCUUUCUGACCUCAUGAGCGAUGCCAUGCAGGACACUGUCAACGUCAACGUCUUUGGACAGACUGAUGGUAACGACGCCACGAUCCGCGCUAGCAACCUAGCUAUGCCCUCCGUUCCCGACGGAAGAGGGACCGCGAGAGGUUGGAAGGAUUAUCUUUGGGGCGGAACCAGCAGAAAGGGCAGCAUGCCUAGCAGCGUCAACGGCGACGACAUCGCGAGACCUUCAACUGUCGUGAGGGCGCAGUCCACUGCUGAUAGGCGGCCCGGUCUUCAGGACGAUCUCUUCAGCCCACCCAGCGAGGGUGUGCCGCCUGAGAGCGUGCCACCAAGAACCCCCAGUCGAGCGUCUAGCAUUCAGUCUGGACCUCCUGGUUCGCGCAAAGCCUCAACUUCGGUCGCAGCUAGCCUCAUGAGACUCGUGGCCGGAGGCGCAAUCAACACGCGCGAGGGCGGCCCCAAUCGCGGGAGGUCUAAUAGUGCUACCCAACCGCAGUCGCAGUCGACCCCGCGAGCGUCCUCAACCUCCAGCGCCAAAACCACACAGUCAAGCAGAGCGGUCUCGACGGCGGGCGGACCCAAGGCUCUCAUGGCCAUGCGCAGAACCACGGGCACAGCGAACGCUCCUCCCGUCAAUACCACCGCCAGGACUCAGCCGCAAGAGAGAUGGGACACCAUGGUGAACAGUCCGACGAAUGCGACCUCGAACCGACAGGAGAGUUACGGCCCCGUCGAGAUGGAUGCAAUCCUCCCACCCGAGACCCAGCCGCCAACCUUGACGCAUAUCUACAACAACUACAUCGGAAGCGAGUAUCUCACCGACCGCUUCGGCUUCAUCUACGAUCAACGGAGGAAGAAGAGGCAGCGCGAAUCUGCGCAGAUGGCACGUCACUUUAAGCAGGGCGGACGUGCCGAGAUGCUGUCAAACGCCCGGUCAGACUUGACUUCGCCAAUGAUUGAAGAGGAAGAGGAGGUGCUUGCAAGUCCCGGCAGCGAAGAACGACCUGGCAGUCCAUCGUCCACGGAGGAACGCGCUGGUGAGGGGAAGCCUAAAAAAUGGCAAGAUUACCUCAAGCUGGCAACAUUCCCAACGGAGCUUUUGUCUCAUACCCCUUCACUCGGCGCACCAUCUCUUGAGGUAUUGGAGGGUGGAGAACUGGGUCUCAAGUCACCUGGACUCAUUGCGGCUGACGAGCGAGGAUUUGUCCCGAUUGCGAGCACAACAACAUCCGUCAUCGACAGCGAGGCGACACCCCCGGUCGAGACUGAUGCCGCUGCAGGAACGGUUGUCAGGGACGACACGGAACCUGUGAAGCUCCUUCUCCAGCACAUGGGCGAGUUGCACGAUUCCUUGCAAAGAGACAAGGCGGCCCGUUGGAACGAAUUCCUGCGUAAACGACCGGCCAUGACCAUCCCCGAAGCUGCCAUAGCCGAUGGCGAGCUGAUUGGAAUCACUGGCCUCGGAAACAAAGGCAAGGUUGGGCGCGCCAAGAGGUCGGAGUUGAGGAACUUGGUCCUCGGUGGCAUCCCAGUCAACUUGCGCGCGAAAGUCUGGUCAGAGUGCUCUGGCGCCACCACGCUUCGUGUUCCCGGAUACUAUCAAGAUAUCAUCGCUCGACCGGACGAAGAUGAUGACCCGCUGGCAGUGUCCCAGAUCGAUAUGGACAUCAACCGUACUCUGACUGACAACAUCUUCUUCCGCAAGGGGCCGGGCGUGUCCAAGCUCAAGGAGGUGCUGAAAGCCUACGCCCGCCGAAACCCAGAGGUCGGCUACUGCCAGGGCAUGAAUCUCAUCGCGGCUAAUCUACUGUUGAUAAUGCCAUCAGCAGAGGACGCGUUCUGGAUUCUGACCAGUAUCAUUGAAAACAUCCUGCCUUCCGGAUACUACGACCACAGCCUCCUUGCGUCUCGCGCAGACCAGCAGGUGUUGCGCCAGUAUGUCGUGGAUGUGCUACCCAAGCUGUCGCAACACCUGGACGACCUCAGUAUCGAACUCGAAGCACUCACCUUCCAGUGGUUCCUCAGCGUAUUUACCGACUGCCUUUGCGCCGAGGCUUUGUUCCGGGUCUGGGACGUGGUGCUUUGCAUGAAUGACGGGAGCACUUUUCUGUUCCAGGUGGCAUUGGCGCUGCUGAAGCUGAAUGACGGGAGCACUUUUCUGUUCCAGGUGGCAUUGGCGCUGCUGAAGCUGAAUGAGACGCAGCUCCUGCAGUGCGACACGCCAGCGAGCGUGUACACGUAUAUCAACCGCCAGAUGACCAACCACGCCAUCAGUAUCGAUAACAUGAUCAAGGCUUCUGAUGCUCUGAGGAAGCUGGUGAAGCGCGAGGACGUGGAGGCGCGUCGCGACAAGGCGAUCCAGGCGGAGAAGGAUGUUGUGAGGCAGAGAAACGAGAUGAACGCGGCCAAGAAGGCGAACAAGGCGAACGGGAAUGGGAACGGCGUCGGCACUGGACAAGAGGAGAAUGGGGCAGCUGAGCCGGAUUUGGAUGUCCGCGAGCCCAUGCCGAUUGAGCAAGACGUGCAGACGUGA
This is a messenger RNA of Colletotrichum scovillei, 3099 nucleotides long. Its product is annotated as TBC domain-containing protein. Bases 1 to 3099 code for a protein of 1032 amino acids. The record is from RefSeq and is a predicted model, not a curated record. The transcript is spliced from 3 exons. NCBI's taxonomy places the organism in Eukaryota, Fungi, Ascomycota, Sordariomycetes, Glomerellales, Glomerellaceae.